UAGUUGAAUAAUGCCAUCGAUUUUUACAGUGAAAUCUCAUAUUGAUCAACUGCACUCUACAUUAUACAAGCCGAGCUAUCAAUUCAUUGGAAGAAAUGGCCAAAAAGCAAGUUAGUUAGAUGGAAGAAAAAAGUCAAAAAAAGGUGGGCUGUAUUUGAUGGUACAGUCUUGUUAUGGGUCCCAGACUCUCGAAGUGGUUCGUAGUACUGCUUCUGAUGGACCAAGGGAUAGGCUAAGCGCGUACUCUUUCUUUAUUAUCUUCCUUCCUCAACAACUCCGCUGCCUCCUCCCUCUCAGAGUCUCUCCCUUCUCCGCCAAGGGUUCAACCCCCACCCACCGAACCUACAGAAAAUGGCUGAAGUUGCCUUUAUCUUGGUAGCAAAGGCCUCAGAGAAGCUUGAGCUUCUUGUUUACAAAGAGUUCAGCUUGGCAUGGGGUUUCAAAAACGAUCUGAAAAAGCUUGAGCGCACUAUGUCAAUCAUUAGAGAGGUUCUCCUGGAUGCCCAAAACAAGCAAGCAAGUGACCGCCUGCUGAGGCUCUGGCUAGGGCAACUCAACGAUAUCCUUUAUGAUGCUGAGGAUUUGCUUGAAGAAAUUGAGUACCAAGCUUUAAGGAAGCAAGUUGUGGCCACAUAUGGGAGUACUUUUACAAAGGUACGCCAUUUGUUUUCAUCCUCUAUGACGCGUGCAUUCCCUUUCAAACUGGCUCAUAAAAUCAAGGCCAUUAGAGAGCGGUUAGAUGAGAUUGCUGCCGAUAAGGAUCAGUUUAAUCUCACCAUAAUACAUGGAGAUGCACAUAUCAUGCGGCCGUUGAGGGACCCGACCCACUCAUUUGUUCAUCCAUCAACUGUAAUCGGUAGAUAUAAGGACAAAGAAAAUAUCAUAAAUCUUUUGAUGCACCCAGAUGGUAGCAAAAAUGUCAAUGUAAUUUCCAUAGUUGGGUUAGGAGGUUUGGGGAAGACCACACUUGCCAAGUUGGUGUACAAUGAUGGACGUGUACUUGAGACUUUUCAAUUGAGAAUGUGGGUUUGUGUGUCUGAAGAUUUUAGUGUUGCAAGAUUGAUAAAAGAAAUCCUUAAAUCUGCACGUUGUACAAUUGAUCCUGAUUGGAGUGUGGAUACAUUGCAAACUGAAUUGAGACAACAAUUAAGGGAUAAGAAAUUUUUACUUGUCUUAGAUGAUGUCUGGAAUGAAGAUCGUAAUAAAUGGAUUGAAUUGAGAGAUUUGUUAAUUGGUGGGUCCGAAGGAAGUAAAAUUAUAGUGACAACACGUAGUAACUUGGUUGCCUUCGUUAUGAGCACCGAUUUCACAUACAAUUUACAAGGUCUAUCCCAACAUGAUUGUUUGUCUUUGUUUGUGAAAUGUGCAUUUAAGGAAGGAGAAGAGAAACAACAUCCAAACCUCUUAGAAAUUGGAAACCAAAUUGUGCGAAAAUGUAAAGGGGUUCCGUUGGCAGUGAGGACUUUAGGUAGCCUGCUUUAUUCAAAAGUUAAUGAAUGGGAGUGGGAAUUUGUGAGAGAUAACGAGAUAUGGAGAUUAGAACAAAAGGAGAGUGACAUCUUACCUGCAUUGAAAUUGAGUUACGAUCAAAUGCCAAUUCACUUGAAACGAUGCUUUGCCUUUUGUUCUCUUUUCCCAAAAGACUACGAAUUCUAUUCGUAUCAUUUGAUUCGACUGUGGAUGGCAAAUGGACUAAUACUUGAAACAUCCAUUAAUAAAAACCAAGAGUUGGAAGAUGUUGGGUAUUUGUAUAUAAAUGAGUUGUUGUCGAGAUCUUUCUUCCAAGACAUUGAGAAAGAGAUUCCUAGCAUGCCCUUCUAUACAUUUCAAAUGCACGAUCUCAUCCACGAUCUUGCAAUCUCCGUUGCACAAGGAGAAUGUUCAGUAGUUGACUUGGACAACAAAGACAUUGUUGGAACUGUUCAUCAUGUGUCAUUUUCAAAAAUGGGUCAAGAAGUUCCAAAAUGCUUAGACAAGUUAUUGAAUGUGCAUACCGUUAUACCCACUAUAGACUUUCAACCACUCCCAUUGUCCUUAGCUGAAGCAUGCAUCUUGAGAUUCAAGUACUUGCGAGUGCUUGAUUUAAGUUUUUCAUCUUUUGAGGUGUUGCCAAAAUCUAUUAGUACUUUAAAGCAUUUGAGAUACCUAGACCUAAAUAAUAAUGCAAGAAUCAAAUUACUUCCUAAUUCAAUUUGCAAGCUACACAAGUUGCAAACAUUACUACUUGGUGGAUGUAUGUCACUUGAACGGUUGCCCAAAGAUGUUAGUAACAUGAUUGGCCUUAGGAGUUUGAUAGUGACAACAAAGUACACGUGCUUGUUGGAGAAUGGAUCCAUGAAUUCUCUUCGGUAUUUGGUUGUAUUUCAAUGUCCGAGAUUAGAUGUCUUGUUUCAAGGAAUGGACGGGUGCCUCACCAACCUUUGGACACUGACAAUAAAUCAGUGUGCAAGUUUGACCUCUUUGUCACUCAGUAUCAAGCACCUAACCGCCUUAAAGAACUUGUACAUUGUUCAAUGUCCAAAUCUUAGUUUGAGGGGAGAAGAAGACAAUCAGGCUCUCAAGCCCAGCCUCCGAAAUUUGACGAUUCUUAAUUUACCGAAGUUGGAGGCUUUGCCUCAAUGGUUACAAGGAUCUGUUAAUACUUUACAACACCUAUGCAUUGUAGGUUGUGUGAACUUUACGGCCUUGCCUGAGUGGCUGCCAACUCUCAAAUCACUUCACACACUUGAGAUUAUCAACUGUCCCAAGUUAUCAUCUCUUCCGAAGGGAACAAAUCAUCUCACUACGCUAAAAAAAGUAGUAAUUGAAGGUUGCCCUGAAUUGGAGAGGGUCCAGAGGGAAAUGCAAAUAGGAAGUUCAGCCCUAAAUCGCUCAUACGAGAGGUCUUACUUGAUGAGGAAACAGGAGCUACUUCAACGUAAGAAGAUGAUAUUGAGACAUUUGCAGUAAUCUUCAUGCCAGGAGUUGAGCUAUAUAGGACGCUGACAGUGGAAGCCUAAAUGUAACAAAGUUUAAAGUUAUAUGAUCCUUUGUUAAGUUAUAAAUAUAUAUUUCCGUCAUUGUAAUUUGAAUUAAGAGAUGUAAAUAAAACAGCAUUGCUGCCAUUUUAAUUCUUAUUAAGAUUAUUUAAAUGAACAGACAUUUGUAAUUAUAAUUUUGAUUAAGAGAUGUAUACUUUUGUGAC
Messenger RNA from Corylus avellana, 3184 nucleotides. NCBI's taxonomy places the organism in Eukaryota, Viridiplantae, Streptophyta, Magnoliopsida, Fagales, Betulaceae. The record is from RefSeq and is a predicted model, not a curated record.